AUGUAUGCCCUGUGCAAAACCUCCAUACUGGCACCUCUGCUUGCAGCCCAGCAAACUCUCUUGGGAAAAGUGGCCUCUGCACCCCUAAGCCCUCAGCCUGUAGCUCAGUGUCUUAUCUUGGGUGGCUCAAAAUUACCGCAUCGCACCCGGGCGCUGCUCGCAACGCUGCCACUCGCGGAGCUGCCGGCUGUGCGGGGAGGGUGCGGCGCGCUCCCCGCGCCUCGAGGGGGGCGGCGCAGCAGGGACCAAGCCGCAGCGCGGGGUCCUCACGUGGCCCCCCAGCGGUCCCGGAAAAAGCGCUGUCCCUACACCAAGUAUCAGAUCCGCGAACUGGAACGGGAGUUUUUCUUUAACGUGUACAUAAACAAAGAGAAAAGACUCCAGCUCUCUCGGAUGCUCAACCUCACUGACCGGCAAGUCAAAAUCUGGUUCCAGAAUCGCAGGAUGAAGGAAAAGAAACUGAACAGAGACCGUCUGCAGUAUUUCACUGGAAAUCCCUUAUUUUGAGAGCUCCAGGAAGCACCCCUCUCCCCCAAGCCCCACUCACCCACCCUCCUCCCCACCAGCCUGCCUUCGGCAGGCCCAGUGUCCUUGGGUUUAAUGACGCCUCUUCUCUGUGGAACUCCAUCAUUUCUUCCCACGGUCAACUCGGGACCUCCCAGCGACCACUGCUGCCUGCGGACGAGGCCGGGGACUUGGCCGAAUGGAUCCUAAUAAGGGGAAAAUGGUAAAUGCAAAUGUCCCUUUACAAUUUUACCGCCAGUGUGCUGUUGUUUUCCCUCCCUCUCUCUCCAGGUCCCCGUGGGGACGCUGUGGGAUCUGUAGAGAGCUAGGCCUGGGCUGCAAGGCACUUGUUUUUGUUCUGAGUUUAAGGGACCCUGUCCUUCCUCCUUCAUGAACGCAGAUUAUUUAAACUCUGGGAAAUGUACCUUUGGUUUGUCGUAUCAAGGCAUGAGUCACUGUCUUUUGUGUGAAUAAAUUGGUUUCUAGUAAAAUGGAGGUUACAGCUUCAA
Molecule: messenger RNA, 1013 nt
Organism: Miniopterus natalensis
Lineage: Eukaryota; Metazoa; Chordata; Mammalia; Chiroptera; Miniopteridae
Source: RefSeq, a predicted model, not a curated record